Peronospora farinosa is the source of this 1194-nucleotide messenger RNA. The record is from the annotation of a GenBank genome assembly. Lineage: Eukaryota; Oomycota; Peronosporomycetes; Peronosporales; Peronosporaceae.
AUGACGUUUAGUACGCCUCCUUUUAUCCACUUGGGUAUUGAUGUCAGGACUGGCAAGUCCUAUCACAUUUGUUCACAUAAAUCACUACUAUCUUUCGGUGCUAUCCUGUUACUAUUGGUGGCCAUGUCAUCUGAGCGGUUCCUAUUCAAGGUCAUGGUGGAUCGUAUGGAGUCGUACAGAUACUUUUUGUUCCAGUUCAUGACAUUACUGUACAUUCCUCCAAUGUUUUGUAUUGUUGGUUACAAGGCAACGCACGAUAAUCUUGCGGAAGAUGACGGAGUGGAAUUUCCAAAAUUCUACUUUUUUGUCAUGGGGCUACUUGACCUCCUCCAUGGUCUCAUGUUGUUUAUUGCCGGUGGUCGAACAGACCCAACGGAGACACUCUUGUUUAUGCAGGCAUCUAUCCCGAUAUCAGCUUGCAUCUCAGCAGCAUUUUUCGGUGUGAGAUAUACGCGACCUCAGGUUAUAGGCAUGCUAGCUAUCACGGGCGGUCUUAUUCUGUCGCUGAUUCCUUGCAUUGAAGAUAUUCACAGCGAAAGUUUUGACGAUCAGGAGAUCGGUUGGAACAGUAUCUUCUACCUCUUUGCUGCGAUUCCGGGCUCGUUGUCCAUGCUUUAUAAAGAACACGUGAUUCGUGACCAGCCAGUGAAUAUGUCUUACCUAAACGCAUGGGUUUCGAUGAAUCAGUUUGUAGCUGGAUUGCUUGUCGCUCCGCUCAUGUUCGACGUCGAAUUUCUCCACCUUGACCAGAAAUCAAGUGGUUUCAUGUGUUUGAUCCAAGGCGAGAGCGAGGUGUCUACGGAUCACUGCUAUAUGGGUCUUCCAAUCUUAAUCCUCUAUGUUUUCAGCAACCUCGUCGUAAAUCUGCUGCUGCUGCAGCUUAUCCGACUGACAAGCGUUUCAACCAUGUACGGGUGCACGCUUGCGGGAUUUGUGACUUCAUUCAUGGUUCUGGCGUGGUAUCAAGUGGACCCUGACAAUUUUGGCAUCAUAAAUCUUCACGAUGGUUUGCGAAACUGGAUCCCGCCUUCUGUAUUCGUGGAUGUAUUUGCGUUCCUGGUCAUUUUUGUGGGCAAGGUACUUUAUCAGUGGGAUUCAGAUCCGAAGGUAGAAGCAACAACUUUGUCUGCGGAGGACAAAGAGGUUAUGUCAUUACUCAACGGAGAAGACGACUAUGGGCUCCGUUACACAUAA